UCAGGAGCUUAUAAUCACUUUCAUCACUCUAAUAUCUCUCUCUGCGCGCACACAAAAAAAUCACAAAAAAUCAAAUCUAUGGCGUCCUUGUAACAGAAGGAAACCCAUCCCUCAAUUUUCCUGUAAACAAAUCAGAAAAAUGGUGUCGGCACUAUCACCGCCUGUGAUUGCUCAAUCGCAUUAUCCUCGCCGCUUAUCUACGACGGGAAUAUUGCACAGUAAAUACAUUUCAAACUGCUCGAUCAACCGACCAAUCUCCGUUAAAUUUGGAGUGAAACAAGCGAUAUCAGGUCUUGCAGCAUCAGUAAUAUUGCUAUCUCAGCCGAAUCUGGCAAGUGCAACGAAUCUUUCUCCCGACAAUAUAUGCCAGCUGGCAAGUGCUACAGACAACUAUCCGAGUCUUCCUUUGGACAGUGAUGAAGGAAAUGGAAUGAUGAUGAUGACGAUGAAGGGCAUGACUGCAAAGAACUUCGAUCCAGCCAGAUAUGCCGGAAGAUGGUUCGAAGUAGCUUCCCUUAAACGUGGCUUCGCUGGUCAAGGUCAAGAAGAUUGCCACUGCACUCAGGGCGUAUAUACAUACAAUAUGGAGAAACCUGCCAUACAGGUUGAUACAUUUUGUGUUCACGGAGGACCGGACGGUUAUAUUACAGGUAUAAGGGGAAGGGUUCAAUGCAUUUCCGAAGAAGAUAAGGAUAUGAAAGAAACUGACCUAGAAACGAAGGACACGUUCAAGCAGAAGUGUUACCUUCGAUUUCCCACUUUGCCCUUCAUUCCCAAAUUGCCUUACGAUGUAAUAGCGACCGAUUACGACACUUACGCCCUUGUUUCUGGAGCUAAGGACAAAGGUUUUAUACAGAUAUACUCGAGGACGCCUACUCCUGGAACAGAAUUCAUCGAGAAGUACAAAAAUUACUUAGCGGAUUUCGGGUACGAUCCUAGCAAAAUCAAAGAUACCCCACAAGACUGUGAGGUGAUGUCGAAUAGCCAGCUGGCGUCAAUGAUGUCAAUGUCCGGUAUGGAACAAGCUCUGACAAAUCAAUUUCCCGAUUUGGAACUGAGACGGGCUGUUCAGUUUAAUCCGUUCACGAGUGUCUUCGAAACUCUGAAGAAGCUUGUUGAGCUUUAUUUCAAGUAGAGAGUACUCUUUCUUCUGUGUGAUUUCAAGUAUGUAUGUACGUAUAUUUUGUAAAUGAUGCACAAAUAGUAGCAUCUAUGGAGGAAAAAUAAUAAAUAUCUCAUUCUCUG
Molecule: messenger RNA, 1245 nt
Organism: Erythranthe guttata (spotted monkey flower)
Lineage: Eukaryota; Viridiplantae; Streptophyta; Magnoliopsida; Lamiales; Phrymaceae
Gene: CHL
Product: chloroplastic lipocalin
Molecular function (GO): small molecule binding
Source: RefSeq, a predicted model, not a curated record